Molecule: messenger RNA, 534 nt
Organism: Aphanomyces invadans
Lineage: Eukaryota; Oomycota; Saprolegniomycetes; Saprolegniales; Verrucalvaceae
Exons: 2
Coding region: 43-345 (100 amino acids)
Biological process (GO): regulation of transcription by RNA polymerase II
Cellular component (GO): mediator complex
Molecular function (GO): transcription coregulator activity
Source: RefSeq, a predicted model, not a curated record
CUUGAAACGAUUCCAAUUCUUUGUCCACCGUCGAAUCCGUCCAUGGAGCAAAACGACGAAGCCAAGAAGCUCCAUGAGGAGUUUGACAUGUUGCCGCUCCUGAUAGACAUACUCAAAGACAUCUUGACGGCCGGAACCAACGAAGAAUCCACACGCGUCGGCGAUGUGUCUGCAACGGCCACUUCUCUCAAGAAGAAAUACGAGGACGCCGCGAGGUUGCUUACGUCCUUGCCUGGUAUCGACGUCAGCUUGGACGGUCAGCAAGAGGAGAUUCUGAGGGCGAAGGAGCAGUUGCGUCAAAAGAAGUAUAUAUCGACCCAUAUCCCGCUGGCGUCCUCAUGGUAGUUGCCCUGUUCUAGCGAAAUGAUGGAGCUCUACAGCAAUACCCUCUUCCGCGGCACGGACGAACCCCGCGCCCCCAUCAACGACGUGUUUUCGAGGAAGAACUUAUAACUUACAACACCAUGUACACGUCGCCGUGAUUGCUACCUUGGCAGUCAUCCCCACGAUCAUGAUGAUCGCCUUCUUCACUCG